Molecule: messenger RNA, 414 nt
Organism: Parastagonospora nodorum SN15
Lineage: Eukaryota; Fungi; Ascomycota; Dothideomycetes; Pleosporales; Phaeosphaeriaceae
Exons: 3
Coding region: 1-414 (137 amino acids)
Source: RefSeq, a predicted model, not a curated record
AUGGACGCCGACAUGGUCGCCAUGAGCACAGAGAGCUCCUACGGCUACGCUCGCGGUCUCCAGCAUCAUCAUGAUCAACUCCUUGACCAGCGCGGCUUUCAGCAGCAACAGCACGGUCAUCAACAGGAAUAUCGCUUCUCCGACCAGCACAACUCUCGCUACGAUCAGCGCUUUGAUGACCAGCGUCGUUAUUAUCCAGCUGAGUCCUUUUACGGCCAGUAUGAAGAGCGCCACCAGGAUGAUGACGACUAUCCGCGUGAUAUGCUACAUCGUUCACCAUUUAAUGAUUUGGUUAUGCAUCUUCCAGAAGUCUUCAACCCAGUCUCGUACCGCCUCGAAAAACGUUCCCACAUUGCGGUUUGCAGCAAAAGCAACUACAAUUCUCCCAGAAAACCAGAUGCUCUUAUCGCAUGA